AUGACGAUGGACAUUAAGCAAUCGCGUAUGAACGGCAUCAAGAUGGCCCCCGGAAGCCCUGGAACACAGGCCACCUUGGCCAACGAUCUUCACUCUAACCAUCAUCAUCAUCAUCAUUCGACGACGACAACAAUGACGACGAAGCUUCCCAGUGGUGGUGGUCGAACAUCGGCCGGCAAGCGAUCGUUCGACGUUGCCUUCCUGAUGAUGCCAGAUGAGAAGCUGGGUCGCACGAAGGUCCCAAGACGUCCACAAGCGGCGGCAGCAGCAGCAGUGGCUUUACCACCCGUACCUGCUCCUGCCUCACCGACGAUCGAUGUCGAGAGUGAUUCAACCCAAUCCGAGCCCCGCUCCGAGGAUCUCUCGCACAAAUCCGGUUUCAGCCCAAUCCGGUCACCAAUGGAUGACCGCCAGCAGCACCAUCACCAUCACUUCCCACCCGAUAGCGAACGGCUCGCGUACCUCUUCCCUGGUGCUGCCCGCUUCUACGAACCCCCCGCCGGAAUGAUGUUCGGUGCCGUGGGACCGUUUGGACGAUCCGGAACACGCAGCAGCUCCCUCUCCGGAUCACCGGAUCUCCCCGCCUCCGGUGAUCCGAUGCCACCGCGUAGCGCUUUCUCGAAGGUAACGAGCAUCAUCAGCGUACCGGAUUCACCCGGACCACCGCCCCUCAGUCCGGACGAUCGACAAAGUUGCCCCUCGACCAGCCCUCCCAUCUCGCUCAGCCCCGGUGGUGGUGGUGGUUCACAGCACUCGCAAGCUUCCGGUUUCCGGUACGAGUACGGAGGACCGUUCCUAACGCCAACCGGAAGCCCUCCGGUACUGCUCGGUGAUCAGCUGCGUCCCAAGUCCUUCCGUUCGCCUGCCCCUGGACCUGCACCGGCAACGACAGCGUUCGGUGUGCUCGGAGAUCCGUCGGUCACCGAUCCGGCAGCAUACUUUCACGCCAGUGGCGGUGGUGUUCCGUCCGGUGGUCCCGUCGGACACUUUGCGCUCGGUAGUGGUGGAGGCGGAGGAGGAGCACCGUUACCACCAUCCGCACCGAGCUCAACGGGCGUACUCCCGGAGGUGGACGGAUUGAUGCGGAAUCCGGCAGCGGCCGCCAUCCUUUCCACACUUCUCCCAUCCGCCAUGAGCACGUUCACGCUGUCGGCGCAGAAUGUUUGCGCCAAGUGCAACAUCAGCUUCCGGAUGACGAGCGAUCUGGUAUACCAUAUGCGGUCGCACCACAAAAGCGAACGGGAGGUGCACGAUCAGGCACGCCGGAAGCGGGAGGACAAGCUCAAGUGUCCGGUUUGCAACGAGAGCUUCCGGGAGCGGCAUCAUCUGACGCGUCACAUGACCGCACACCAGGAUAAGGCGGGCGAUCUGCUCGAACCGACCGCCAAGAGCUCGUCGAAGCGGUCACCGGACGGAGGAGCGUUCAAAUGA
This is a messenger RNA of Anopheles aquasalis, 1431 nucleotides long. Its product is annotated as PR domain zinc finger protein 8. Gene Ontology annotation, cellular component: nucleus. The record is from RefSeq and is a predicted model, not a curated record. Lineage: Eukaryota; Metazoa; Arthropoda; Insecta; Diptera; Culicidae. Gene Ontology annotation, biological process: regulation of DNA-templated transcription.